UGCUCCAACCCUCAAACUCACGGCUCAAGUUAAGGCUGAGGCACAUCCCUUACGCCAUCUACCACACGAUCCUCAUUUGCCCUGCGCUUCACAACCACACUCUUCUCCUUGUCGCGCAGUUCCUGUAUUGUUUUCACCGCUCUCUCAUCAUCACCCUCGCCUCCACAUCAAACGCGCAGCAUGCCCAUAACACUCAAGCGCAAGGCAUCAGAAGCUGACCUGCCUCCUCGCACUCCAGCGAUUCCUUCUACACUCCCUCCUUCCGUGGAGGAGGCCUAUCGUCGAAAAUGUGUUCAACUCAAGAACCGCACCAAUGAAGUUGAAGACGCCAAUGAUGCCGCCCGACUUCGUCUUGCCCGUAUCAAGCGCCAGGUUGAAAAGUUGCGAAUAGAGCGCGCGUUUCUACUCGAACAGCUCGCAAAGCGCACGAGCGCAAACGUCGAGGACUCAGACGGCAGCCCAAGCCCACCCCCUACGGACUACCAAUUCACCAUACCAAGUGAGUUAGCUAACCACCAGAAGCCCAAAGAUAAGCCUCUGCGUACGAAGAGAGGCCACCGAAAGUCGAUGAUGCCUGAUUCCGACUCGAAGGCACCAGUCGCUGCAUCUUUUACCAACACCGCAGGCUCCCCAACCUCCGAAACCUUCUCACACCCCCCAGAAAGCCAACCUAAGCCGGCUCAUGCCAACGGUAUCUCUGCGAGCGAUUCUAAGAAGCCCACCAGUGCAUUCGAGCUGUUUUGCUUAGAAACACGGCCUGGUCUCGAGAGCAAGGAGAAGGACAAUGAAAUCCCUGUGAACAUUGAGGAUGAGCUUACUCGUAUUUGGAAGGGUCUCUCUGAUGGUGAGAAAGAUGAAUACGAGGCAAAAUUCGAACUUGCAAUGGCCAAGAGCGAUGAAUCGAAGAAAAGCCCCGCAUCUGACAAGAAGGAUGAUAAGCCUGCUGAGUCAAAGCAACUCGUUCAGGACGAGGACAUAGAGAUGGGUGAUGACACUGAGGAUCAAGAUACACAGGCUGGCGAGAAAGUAGAGGAAUGAGGACAUCCAUUCAAUGUCUCUAGGGGCGUUUUGGCGGGUAUACAAUUUCGCAUGUCAUGACAUCAACCCAUGUACUAGUAAUUAGAUGCUUUUCACAACAAAGAACUAAGUUCUGAGAAAGGAUUCAUAUAGAUUAAGAAACGCAGUUUCUCCGCGCGCA
Molecule: messenger RNA, 1198 nt
Organism: Fusarium oxysporum Fo47
Lineage: Eukaryota; Fungi; Ascomycota; Sordariomycetes; Hypocreales; Nectriaceae
Product: HMG-box domain-containing protein
Exons: 2
Coding region: 181-1038 (285 amino acids)
Source: RefSeq, a predicted model, not a curated record